Podospora pseudocomata is the source of this 1203-nucleotide messenger RNA. RefSeq lists its product as uncharacterized. Gene Ontology annotation, cellular component: TRAPP complex. Bases 522 to 995 code for a protein of 157 amino acids. Gene Ontology annotation, biological process: endoplasmic reticulum to Golgi vesicle-mediated transport. The transcript has 4 exons. The record is from RefSeq and is a predicted model, not a curated record. Lineage: Eukaryota; Fungi; Ascomycota; Sordariomycetes; Sordariales; Podosporaceae.
AGAAGUACUGGUUUGUAGCCACCUCAACUCCGCCUCCCCACAAUGGUUGACUUAACACCUGGCAAUUAUACUUGGAGUUUUACCGGUACAUGUCAAGUCAUACCUUUUACCUCCCUGUAGGUUGGAGAUGGGUUGCCGUCCUAUCCCCCGAAAUGUAAGGCACCUGGGUUCUUCUUUUCAUUUCACAGCAGUUUACUGAGCGCAUAUAUCGUAAACAUAUGCCUCGCACAGAAUGUGAUGUCAGGUAAGAUAACUUACCUUGGAUACAAUUAGGAGCAGUCUUGAGCACUCUCCCCACAAUGCUUGGCUGCGGCUACCAACCGCAACAGGAGCUCACAGCUCAUCAUUCACCACUCACUUCAUCAAACAUUGUCAAGCAGAACAGUCACCUCAACACAGCAAAAAACAAUCACAUUUCAUCAGCACCACUUUACAGAGCUACAAACUUAGCUACAAAUACACAGACUCUCUGUAGCCCUUUAAUUUCAUGCUUUCCGUAGUACUGAAAUGAGCCUGCCACCAUGACCGUCUUCGCACUCAUCAUCAUCAACAAGGCCGGCGGUCUCAUUUACAACCGAACCUUCCACGAAGGGGGCCUAAACAAAAUCAGCACCAACGACUAUCUCGUCCUCGCUGGUACUUUCCAUGGCGUCCACGCCAUUACAGCCCGCCUCAGCCCCAUCCCUACCCUAGGAGCAAACCGCAACUCGGCCUCAUCAGCUGGCACCAUGACCCGGCCGGAACCACCAUCCGGAUUGGAAGUCCUAGAGUCAGAAAACUUUCGGCUGCAAUGCUUCACUACUCUGACAGGCAUCAAGUUCCUCCUCUUCACCGACACAACACAAACAAACGUCGACUUGACCAUGCGGCGGGUCUACGAGAUGUACACAGACUAUGUCAUGAAGAACCCAUUCUACCAGUUGGAAAUGCCGGUGCGCUGCGACAUGUUUGACAGGAAGUUGUUGUCGUAUAUUAGGGAGAUUAACAACAGGUAGACAGUGUCUGCUGGUCAAGGGCUGGUGUUGGUCUGUCAAGUGUCGGAUUCAAGCAUGAGGAGUUAUCAGGCGUUCAUGGGAAACAUUAUGAGAUCCACAGUGCGAUUAGGGGAAUUACUCCGCCGUUUAAUGGCAAAACAGAUCUAUUCUACAAGAAGCCCUUCCGCUGGGGGCAUAGCCGCUGAUUCUUUGGGAAGAGUUGAUAUCG